GUGAUGUCAGCAGUCUUAGGAUGCAGCUGCAGAUUGUAUUGCGUUGUUUAUUACUGAGCAUCACCCACGGCUGCUAGGGGUCUAACAAACGGGCAUGCGUUUAUAAAUAUCACCAACCAUACUAAAAUCACCUCACCUAAAAUGCAAAGGUUUCUAGUAUUUCGGUUUUUACUAUUCUGCAUUCCAGUGCCUUGGAAGGAGCAGAGACUGGUGAACGCGGGACUCAAGACAGUGAUAGCAGUGUGAGGGAGCAUAUUAAGCGGAGGUUAAGUUCAGUUUCUUGGUAAUGCACUAACACAACAUUCAACGAAACGUGCAUAAAUCUGAACGGAUGAGAUGAGCUGAAAAUAGGACGCCGCUUAUUGUAACUAGGGUGCUCUAAAAAGGGAUUUAUGUGCUAAGGUCUGUCUGUUUAGUUCCUACCACAAUGGACAAGUUAUCCCCUUCCAUGCGUAUAAGACUGUACAGCUUGCCCCAACAGAUGGGACAAAAAGCCUCAAUCAUGGGCGAGGAGGAAGACAGCAACAAGGACACCCGGAGGAAAAACAUCAGGAUGAAACCCUUGCCUUCCCAGUCCUCAGUGGGCAGUAAGGGGAUGGGGGAGAGCAAAACCGGUGAUUCUGUGAUCAUGGAGACCGACGUCGGGAGAUCUGUCAAGACAAGCUACAACGGCGACUGUAGGCGAUUCAAAGGGAGUCUCUCGUCCAUCAGCAGCCGGCAACAGCACUACUCGGCGGAAGAGAAGAGGCUCAUCUCAGAUGGUGAUGCCACUCCGUGCGAGGAGACUGACCCGGCAGGUGCAAUGGGCUGCUUGGCGGCGGAGCAGGGCGCACAGGGCAGCAGCGGCAGCUCCAAGCAGCAGCAGCCUGCAGCCUCGGACCAGCAAGCGGGCUUUGUAAAGUUGGAUGCGAUGGACCAAAUACUUCCGGACGACGAGCAAAUUUUGUACCAGGCGGGUUUCAUUCACAGGCAGUUGGGACCCAUGCUUCAGCCAGGAGUCAAUAAAUUCUCUUUAAGGGUGUUUGGCAGUCAGAAGGCGGUGGAAAGGGAACAAGAGAGAGUAAAGUCCGCCGGCUUUUGGAUAAUUCACCCAUACAGCGACUUCAGGUUCUACUGGGAUCUGACCAUGCUUCUCCUGAUGGUAGCGAACCUGAUCAUCAUCCCAGUGGGCAUCACCUUUUUCAAAGACGAGCACACGCCGCCCUGGAUCGUCUUCAACGUGGUCUCGGACACCUUCUUCCUCAUCGACCUGGUGCUCAACUUCCGCACCGGCAUUGUGGUGGAGGACAACACGGAGAUCAUCCUGGACCCACAGCGCAUCAAGGUGAAGUACCUGCGCAGCUGGUUCAUGGUGGAUUUCAUCUCCUCCAUUCCUGUGGAUUACAUAUUCCUCAUCGUGGAGACACGCAUUGACUCUGAUUUCUACAAGACCGCCCGGGCACUCCGCAUAGUCCGCUUCACCAAGAUACUCAGCCUUCUGCGUCUGCUGCGGCUAUCCCGGCUCAUUCGCUACAUCCACCAGUGGGAAGAGAACCACCACAUCUCAAACCACCACAGAUUAUAUCACAGCUGUCUGGACCUGCCUGUCUGGAACCACCACAUCUCAAACCACCACAGAUUCUAUCACAGCUGUCUGGACCUGCCUGUCUGGAACCACCACAUCUCAAACCACCACAGAUUCUAUCACAGCUGUCUGGAGCUGCCUGGCAGGAACCACCACAUCUCAAACCACCCCAGAUUCUAUCACAGCUGUCUGGACCUGCCUGGCAGGAACCACCACAUCUCAAACCACCACAGAUUCUCUCACAGCUGUCUGGACCUGCCUGGCAGGAACCACCACAUCUCAAACCACCCCAGAUUCUAUCACAGCUGUCUGGACCUGCCUGGCUAG
Messenger RNA from Polyodon spathula (Mississippi paddlefish), 1891 nucleotides. RefSeq names its product potassium/sodium hyperpolarization-activated cyclic nucleotide-gated channel 4-like. Gene Ontology annotation, biological process: monoatomic ion transport; transmembrane transport. Gene Ontology annotation, molecular function: monoatomic ion channel activity. The coding region runs from base 428 to 1891 and encodes 487 amino acids. The record is from RefSeq and is a predicted model, not a curated record. Gene Ontology annotation, cellular component: membrane. NCBI's taxonomy places the organism in Eukaryota, Metazoa, Chordata, Actinopteri, Acipenseriformes, Polyodontidae. The transcript is spliced from 3 exons.